GCUCUUCAGUUUUUAUACACCAAAUUAAGAUCGACCCAGUUGGCCUUAUAAAGAUCCAAUCUUUUACUUCCUCUCUUCCUAUCUCUCUGAGUCUGCAAAAAGCUUUGGGAUUUAGCUGUUAGAGUAAGAUAGAAUCUGCAUAUUACAUAAGAUAACAACUAGCCUUUUUUUUUUUUUUUUUUUUUUUCCUUGUAUUGGUCUUGUUUGGUUCUACUCUUUAUCAAAAAGAGUUUGGGAUUGACAACAAAACAACUGUGAAUGGAAGAGAGCAGCAAGUUCAAGAGGAUUUGUGUGUUUUGUGGAAGCAACUCUGGCAACAAACAAGUCUUCAGUGAUGCUGCUCUUGAAUUGGGCAAUGAACUGGUGAAAAGGAAGAUAGAUUUGGUGUAUGGUGGAGGGAAUGUUGGGUUGAUGGGUUUAGUAUCCCAGACGGUGUUUGAUGGAGGCUGCCAUGUUCUUGGGGUCAUUCCAAGAGCUCUCGUGCCUCGAGAGAUAUCUGGUGAAACUGUUGGAGAAGUAAGAAUAGUUAGAGACAUGCAUGAGCGGAAAGCUUCUAUGGCUGAGGAAUCUGAUGCCUUUAUUGCUCUUCCUGGAGGAUAUGGAACGCUGGAAGAGACACUGGAGAUGAUAACAUGGGCCCAACUUGGGAUUCAUAAAAAGCCGGUUGGUUUGCUAAAUGUAGACGGGUACUAUGACUGCUUGCUUUCACUAUUUGACAAUGGUGUUGAUGAAGGAUUCAUCAAGCCAGCUGCUCGUGAUAUAGUUGUCUAUGCUCCAACCGCCAAAGAACUUAUGAUCAAGAUGGAGCAAUACACUCCUUCCCAUCAAGCUAUUGCUUCUCAUGAAAGCUGGAAAAAGGCACAACGAGAACUAGCUUCAAGCGAUGAGGGGCCAUCACUUCCAUGGUGAAAUAGUUAUUGGAAUAUUGGUGUAGGCACCAAAAUUGUUUCCUGAUUUGAGUUGUUGGAAGAAUGUAUUUAUAUGGGACCAGACCCUUUAUUUCAGUGUACUCUUCAAUUCCUUGUAAUUUGACUUCAACUGAAUCCGUCCAGUCUUUAAUAGCAUAUUUCAUUUAAGAUCGACAAAAA
Messenger RNA from Fragaria vesca subsp. vesca, 1088 nucleotides. Its product is annotated as cytokinin riboside 5'-monophosphate phosphoribohydrolase LOG8-like. Gene Ontology annotation, biological process: cytokinin biosynthetic process. NCBI's taxonomy places the organism in Eukaryota, Viridiplantae, Streptophyta, Magnoliopsida, Rosales, Rosaceae. The transcript has 7 exons. Gene Ontology annotation, molecular function: hydrolase activity, hydrolyzing N-glycosyl compounds. Gene Ontology annotation, cellular component: nucleus; cytosol. The record is from RefSeq and is a predicted model, not a curated record. The coding region runs from base 259 to 909 and encodes 216 amino acids.